ACUCUUUCUGAUUGGACCAAAUGGAGGACCUGACCGCUCAACGGAACUGGACAGAGGAGGAGCGCCUGGAACUGGCGGCUCGGCUGGACGCCGAGCUAGACGCAUUCAUUGAUGGCUUGGAGAAGAAGCGCUACGAGGAGGGCUGGCCGGAGGACCGCUGGCAAGAGGAGAUGGACAAGCAUCCGUUCUUCAUGAAGCGUGCUCCUCAGCCUGGCGACGAUGUACAUCCUAUGUUCGAGGGACUGCAGAAGCUCAAGUACGAUCCGGAGGAGAAUACGCGCGACGAGCUGGCGCUAAACUACAAAGAGGACGGCAACUUCUACAUGAAGCACAAGAAAUUCCGCAUGGCAAUCUACAGCUUCACCGAGGGCAUCAAAUCCAAGUCGGAGAACCCGGACGUGCUGGCCGUACUCUACAACAAUCGCUCGGCCGCCCACUUCUUCAUCAAGAACUACAGAUCCUCACUGAGUGACGCUCAGCGUGCCCUGUUCUUCAAGCCAGACUACACGAAGGCACGCUGGAGGUCCGCGCAGUGCGCGUACGAGCUGGAGAGGUUCGACGUCUGCACCCAGAUGUGCGAGGAGUUGCUCGAGGUGGACGUAGACCACAAGGAGGCCAAUGCCCUGCUGCACAAGAACAAGAUGAAGAAGCUAGAGAUAGAUCGCAAUCAGCGCAAGGAGGCUGCCGAGGCAAAGCGUCGCCUCACCCGCUUCCACAGGCUGCGCGAUGCCAUCGAGCAGCGGGCCAUCAAGUUUGACGAUCAACGGGUCGGCCAGAAAGCAGCCUUUAGAGAGGACCUACUCCGUCCUAAGUUUCUUCCUCUGGAAGAUCACCCAGUUCACCUGGACGAGGACGGCAUUACGCUGAUCUGGCCCGCCGCCUUCUCCUAUCCGGAAUUCCUGUUCAGCGACUUCCAACAGAAGCUGCCGGAAACUGCCACCAUGCAGGAUUGCCUGGCCACGCUGUUUGCCGAACCGCUGCCCUGCGAUAAGACGCAGAGCUACCGCCAAGGCAACGUGCACGUGUACUAUGAGAACCGCAAGGUGGGCUGCGUCCACAAGGUGGCCGUUGAAAAGCAGCUCGCCGAGAUCAUCGCUGAGAAGAGUUUCUUUGUUUCGGGCGGAGCGUUGCUGUUCUAUGUGGUGCCCAAAGAUUCCCGAGUGGAACAGGAGUUCAUACACCAACAGCGACGACCCAUGGUUUAUAGUUGAGGCAGUGUGGAAAUAAAACGGAUCGUUUUUAGAAAACAAA
Messenger RNA from Drosophila rhopaloa, 1251 nucleotides. It is a transcript of the gene Dpit47, whose product is annotated as DNA polymerase interacting tetratricopeptide repeat-containing, protein of 47 kDa. The transcript is spliced from 2 exons. Lineage: Eukaryota; Metazoa; Arthropoda; Insecta; Diptera; Drosophilidae. Gene Ontology annotation, molecular function: Hsp90 protein binding. The record is from RefSeq and is a predicted model, not a curated record. The coding region runs from base 21 to 1211 and encodes 396 amino acids.